ACGCCUUUCAGUUUGAAUUGUUGACGUAGGACGCUUACGCCCCACGAUUAUCAGUUUCGGAUUUGCUGCUCUCCUCUGGCUAAAUCUGGUCCGCCAGCCAAAGCAGCUAUAGUAGAGAGGCCUCUGCCUGUACUUCCUGCGUAUGCCACAAGUUUACAGUACAUAUCAGCUCAUUUGUGUUCAGGCACGCUAGUUGCUACUUUCACCAGAUGCAUAUGUCGGCUGGUGUGUCCAGAUGACUCAUCAGGAGCAGCAGGAGAUCCUGUUUAGGGAGAGCCUGGAGGCAGCUAUGUCCUGGAUGUUGGCCGUCCAGGAGCGGCUCCGGCUCAACGACAACACCCAGGGCCCCCGGGCCGCCCUGGAGGCCAGACUCAGAGAGACAGAGAAAAUCCACCAGUCGGAGCACGAGGGUCAUGUGAAGUUUGACAAGGUGCUUGUAGCUGCAGAGGUCUUACUGCAGAACGGUAACCAGGGGACAAGGAACAUCACCCACGCCAGACUCAAAGAACUCAAAGCAUUAUGGGAGGAGACCUGCACCUACAUCAUCCACUGCCACAGUCGUAUAGAGUGGGUGUGGCUGCACUGGAGUGAGUACCUGAAGGCGUAUGAGGAGUUUGAGAUGUGGCUGGUCAUCGUGCGUCGCAGUCUGGAGCCGGAGGUGGAGCUGCAGCUGGGGGUGAAGGAGAAAUUGUGGCAGGUAGACAACCAGCGCAUCCUGCUGAGUGACGUCCAGAACCAGGCACUGUUGCUGGAGAGGCUGGUGGACGAGGCUGCAGCGCUGCACAACCGCAUCCAGGAUCCCAGUGUGGACCAGGAAGCACAGGAGAGACUCCAGCUGGCCUAUAACAGCAUACGGGACAAGGCUGAGGAGAGGUUGUCGGUGCUGCAGAAGAUAGCUGAAGAGCACCAGAUGUACCAGAGAGAUGUCCUGAAGUUCCAGGCCUGGCUGGUGUCCAAGACUAAGGAGCUCAACACCCUCACUGAGACAGAGGACACAGCCGAGAACAAACUCCGAGCCCUACAGACCCUGGAUGACAACGUGUCCAGUGAGGAGAGGACACUGCAGCACAUCGAGGUCAUGGCGGAGGCAGUGCGGGCCAACACGUCCCCCGGGGGGGCGGAUGUGGUGGUGGAGGAAGCAGAGGAGCUGCGUCUGGACUGGCAGAGGCUGAGACAGAGCUUGUGUGAGGCCGGAGAGAGCCUGAAGAGCAGCCUGGACUCUCAGAGCCAGUACCAGAGCCGCUGCCAGCGCCUGGGGGAGGACAUCAGGCAGCUCCUGGGCCUGCUCCACAGACUGACCAGAGACCUGGAGACAGCCAGGGAGGGAGACAGGACCAGAGAUCUGGAGACAGCCAGGGAGGGAGACAGGACCGGAGAUCUGGAGUCAGCCAGGGAGGGAGACAGGACCAGAGACCUGGAGGCAGCCAGGGAAGGAGAUAGGACCGGAGAUCUGGAGACAGCCAGUAAGGGAGACAGGAUUGAGGAACAGAUGGUUGGGCAGUGGAGGAAAUACAUGAACAUCCGGAAUACUUUAUUGGCAGAGGAAUCCCAGGUGGAGCACCUCAAGGCCCAGCUUAAAGAACUCUUCCGCUUUUCCCAAGAUUCCCAGCAUCUCUCUGUCGACGUCCUGGCUGUGGUGAAGGAACAGCAGAGUGUGAAGUGUCGUGCUGUGAAGCUAUGUGUGGAGUCAGAGUUGGGGCUGAGACAAGUGCUGCAGGACCCUCUGCAUGGAUUCUCUCAGUGGAGUCAGGUUGUCUCUCAAGUGCUGGAGUCUUCUGCUGAAGUGUCUGAGUUCUCACACGUCGCCAUGCUGGUGCAGAACAUCCAGAGGUUGCUGAAGCACAGUCUGCAGCUGCAGGAGCAGUUGCGUUUGAUGCUGUUGAAGAGAGAUCUGCUGUGUUCAGUGUUCGGCUCAGACAGAGCAGAGAGUCUAAUGACAGAGCUCAAUGACACCGUGAGGAGCAGGGAGUUACUGCACAACCAGCUGCUGCAGAGGAAAGCAAGACUGCAGGGUUUGAUCUCAAGGACAAAGGACUUUGGGGACGCCUGCAAGUCAAUCAGGAACAAGCUGACCCUGCUGAGAGAGAGACUGAUCUCAGCAGACAGCCUCCAGCCAGACAUACUGGCCAAGAAGAGCCAGUCAGACCAGCAACGGGUGAUCAAGAAGGACUUGGAGGACUGUGAGGCCCACAUCACAGCUCUGGAGACUCUGGUGUCGUCUAGCUCUGCUAACAGGACACAGUUUGAGAGGCUUUACGGAGACUGGAGAAUCCUUUACAAGUCCGUUAGGGUAAAGGUGAAGGAGAGUGAGGAGAGCAUCGGGGAGCACGAGAGUUUCCACGAGAGCCUGCUGAACGUGGAGAAGUGGCUGAUGAUUAUGAGGCAGAAGCUGGAAUCCUACCUCAGUUCUACUGGGGAGUGGAGCCUGGACAACAGACAGCAAGAGGCUGAGAGGGCACUAGGUGAGUUCCCAGAGAAGGAGCUGCAGCUGCACCAGACAGAGGUGCAGGGCCAGGGGGUGCUGGAGAGGACCUCUGAGGAGGGACGAGUGCACAUCCUCAGGGACAUGAAGCACCUGAGAGAGUCCUGGAUGGCCCUCCAUGACCUCAGCCUCAACCUCUUCAGGCUGCUGAAUGGGCACAGCUCUGAGGACCCUGACUUAGACACCCAGAGGGAGAGGGUGAGAGGCCAGGCUGGGGAGAGGCCAGGCCCAGGCAGGGAGCUCUUUCCUGGGGAGGGAGGAGACAUGAGCAAGGGUAGUGGCUCCAGCAGCAGUAGGGAGGGUGCUCUAGAGAGAUCCCCAGGAGAGGGCCAUGGGGUGGGGGCUGGGAGAGGGGGAAGAACAGGGUUAGGAGGAAGGUUGGAGCAAGGGGAAGGAGUGCAGAGUUUUGGAGCAGAAGAGGGUAUUUGGUUCGAUGGAGCGUUUGAGGGCAGUAUGGAGGUUAUGGAUCUCUCUGAACAUGGAGAGAGGCAGGGCAGGGAUCGACAGACUCUUGGUCAACAACUGAGUCCUAUGACGUUAACCUUGGCGGGCAGUCAGAGACAGAGACAGGGCGGUGGGAGUGGAAGCAGGGACAGGGAGAGGGAAAGGGAGAAGGAGAGGGGUGGCGGUGAGCACAGCCUGGGUGUAGAGGAGGUGGACUCCUCCAUCGUUUGGAGAGGGGGGUACGAUCAGAGGGGAGAGGAGGGAACCACAGGGAUGACAUCAGGCCACACAGGGGGCAGAAGCACCCAUGGUAGAGGAGGUGGGGGGGUGGUGGUGGACUCUGGCUCCAGGGUUAGCGGGAUGGUGGGGGACUCUGGCUCCAGGGUUAGCGGGGUAGUGGGGGACUCUGGCUUCAGGGUUAGCGGGGUAGUGGGGGACUCUGGCUCCAGGGUUAGCGGGGUAGUGGGGGACUCUGUCUCCAGGGUUAGUGGGGUGGUGGGGGACUCUGGCUCCAGGGUUAGCAGGGUGGUGGGGGACUCUGGCUCCAGGGUUAGCGAGGUAGUGGGGGACUCUGGCUCCAGGGUUAGCGGGGUAGUGGGGGACUCUGGCUCCAGGGUUAGCGGGGUAGUGGGGAACUCUGGCUCCAGGGUUAGUGAGGUAGUGGGGGACUCUGGCUCCAGGGUUAGUGGGAUAGUGGGGGACUCUGGCUCCAGGGUUAGUGGGAUAGUGGGGGACUCUGGCUCCAGGGUUAGCGAGGUAGUGGGGGACUCUGGCUCCAGGGUUAGCGGGGUAGUGGGGGACUCUGGCUCCAGGGUUAGCGGGGUAGUGGGGAACUCUGGCUCCAGGGUUAGUGAGGUAGUGGGGGACUCUGGCUCCAGGGUUAGUGGGAUAGUGGGGGACUCUGGCUCCAGGGUUAGCGGGGUGGUGGGGGACUCUGACUCCAGGGUUAGCGGGGUGGUGGGGGACUCUGGCUCCAGGGUUAGCGGGGUGGUGGGGGACUCUGGCUCCAGGGUUAGUGGGAUAGUGGGGGACUCUGGCUCCAGGGUUAGCGGGGUGGUGGGGGACUCUGGCUCCAGGGUUAGUGGGGUAGUGGGGGUCUCUGGCUCCAGGGUUAGCGGGGUGGUGGGGGACUCUGGCUCCAGGGUUAGUGGGAUAGUGGGGGACUCUGGCUCCAGGGUUAGCGGGGUGGUGGGGGACUCUGGCUCCAGGGUUAGCGAGGUAGUAGGGGACUCUGACUCCAGGGUUAGCGAGGUAGUAGGGGACUCUGACUCCAGGGUUAGCGGGGUAGUGGUGGUGGAGGUGUCUGGGUCCAGCAGUCGUGGGGGGACAGGGGAGUGGGUGGCUGGGCAGAGGUCCAGAGGGAUGGCUGAAUCCCUGGCCAUGGAGGUAGAUGUGGGGUUAGGGUCAGGCUCUGGGCUAGGGCACGGCAGCAGAGGCAACUACGAAGAGGGAAAAGGUGAAAUGAGAGACCACAGUGAAGGGGGACAUCUGAGACACAGAGGCUUUUUCCCGCCUAUCAAGACCAGGAUGGAGGAUUCAGUCAUGGAUGGUCUCACUCUUUCAUUCCAGCAAGGCUCUGCUAGAAAACCCUCUGGAAGGCUACAGGGCUCAAGUCACCACACCACGGCAGGUGUUGGGGCAACCCUGAGGGCAGGGGACUAUGAGGACAGGAGGAGGGAGUUUGAGGCCUGGCUACAGAAGGAGAACGAUGCACUCUCAGGGAUUCUCAGCGCAGAGGGACCGCUGAGCACCAAAGAACUCAAGAUCAGGCAGAACACACUCAUGACCUUGCGGUCCAGUGUAGACUGGGGUCAGGAGCAGUUCCAGCUACUACUGAUGGCUUGGGCUGUAGCCGGGGCCAGGGCUGACCGUGGGGCUGAGGAUGUGGGCAUGGAGGAGAUACGUUAUCGCUGGAUGCUCUACAAGUCCAAACUAAAGGACGUUGGAGACCUCAAGGCCCUGUUGAAUGUCAAGCAGGGUGCCAGUGCUGCUGGCCGAGAGGAACACACCAGGACAGCUAAGGAGAAGACUCCAGGCCUGCUGUACCGUGUGUGUCGAGUGGCCCUGCCCCUCUGGCUCCUGCUGUUGGCUCUGCUUCUCUUUGCCUUCUUCCUGCCCUGGAUGGACGAAGGCUCCAGCUGCUCUCUGUCCAACAACUUUGCCCGCUCCUUCAACAUCAUGCUCCGUUACCACGGACCUCCACCCACAUAGGAGAGGAGAUAUAGGACUAUGAAGACCAUUGAUCUUCACCCUCAAUCCAUUCUGUGUGUGUGUCAGUUUGGGUCAGUGAGUGUGUGUCAGUGUGUGAAUGCGUUUCUGCUGUAUGUGUCAGUGUGUGAAUGCGUUUCUGCUGUAUGUGUCAGUGUGUGAAUGCGUUUCUGCUGUAUGUGUCAGUGUGUGAAUGCGUUUCUGCUGUAUGUGUCAGUGUGUGAAUGCGUUUCUGCUGUAUGUGUCAGUGUGUGAAUGUGUUUCUGCUGUAUGUGUCAGUGUGUGAAUGCGUUUCUGCUGUAUGUGUCAGUGUGUGAAUGCGUUUCUGCUGUAUGUGUCAGUGUGUGAAUGUGUUUCUGCUGUAUGUGUCAGUGUGUGAAUGUGUUUCUGCUGUAUGUGUCAGUGUGUGAAUGUGUUUCUGCUGUAUGUGUCAGUGUGUGAAUGUGUUUCUGCUGUAUGUGUUAGUGUGUGAAUGUGUUUCUGCUGUAUGUGUCAGUGUGUGAAUGUGUUUCUGCUGUAUGUGUCAGUGUGUGAAUGUGUUUCUGCUGUAUGUGUCAGUGUGUGGAUGUGUUUCUGCUGUAUGUGUCAGUGUGUGAAUGCGUUUCUGCUGUAUGUGUCAGUGUGUGAAUGUGUUUCUGCUGUAUGUGUCAGUGUGUGAAUGUGUUUCUGCUGUAUGUGUCAGUGUGUGAAUGUGUUUCUGCUGUAUGUGUCAGCGUGUGAAUGUGUUUCUGCUGUAUGUGUCAGUGUGUGAAUGUGUUUCUGCUGUAUGUGUCAGUGUGUGGGUGGGUGACCUCAGCUGUUCUCACACAGUCAGGCCAAUUCAGCUCCUCUAUCACACAGGCUGGCAGCAUUUCACAGAGAACAGCGCUCCACACUCCUAUUCACACUAUAUUAGCUAAUGGCCACCAAACACUUAGCAUAAUGUUCGAGUAGGGAGCGGAGAUGAUGUGGGAUAAGGAGGUGGAUUUUUAUUGCCUUUAUUUAAGGGGUGAAAGGAUGCUUACAUGGUCUUAGAUAACUUAGAUAAAUAACUGAGUGUGAUCUAUCAUAUACCAAAAAUACCUAUCCUGGUUUGCUGCCAUUUUAAAGACUGGUGUGGAUAACACUUUUUUAACUGCUUUUAACCCUCACAAAUGACCUCCUGCUUUUAACCCUCACAAAUGACCUUCUGCUUUUAACCCUCACAAAUGACCUUCUGCUUUUAACCCUCACAAAUGACCUUCUGCUUUUAACCCUCACAAAUGACCUUCUGCUUUUAACCCUCACAAAUGACCUUCUGCUUUUAACCCUCACAAAUGACCUUCUGCUUUUAACCCUCACAAAUGACCUUCUGCUUUUAACCCUCACAAAUGACCUUCUGCUUUUAACCCUCACAAAUGACCUUCUGCUUUUAACCCUCACAAAUGACCUUCUGCUUUUAACCCUCACAAAUGACCUGCUUUUUUUCUUGGAUGAGUGUAAGCUGUUUUUAAAGCUUUAUUUUCAACCUGUACAUAAUGGCUUUUGCACAGAUUACCCUUAUCAAUUGUAGCACUGUGUUAAUGAUAGCCUAGCGCUUCAAUGAUCAGGAAUAGUAGAUAUUCUAGAUGCAGGAUGUUCUCAUGUCCACCAAAACACUAUAUCUGUUCUAUCAUGAGUCAAGUCAAAUCUAACAGGUACUGAUGAUAAAGCAAGUCAGUCAGUAAUGGUAUACAGGAUGUCCCACUUUUGACUGUCUAAAUACAUCGUACUUAUACUGUACUGUACUGUAGGUAUGCAUGUUUGAACAAUAUGCUCUCUUUUCUCAAGCUUCUAUGCUAUAUUUGAACACUUUCGUAAUGAUCCCUUGACACAGUUAAACCGUUUGGUGAAUAUAGCAAUUAUAAUGCCUUGUACUAUGGCCCCUGACUUUUUCUUGGACCACAGAGUGUUCUAGAUGCUAAAUUUACUUUGGUUUUUAUACGUUAUGUUCAGCAGGGCCCAGAUUAUAAGAUGGAAAUAGCCGCUGUUAUGGGAGAGGGGCCUUUUUUGAGCAGACUCUUAAAAUGACGCAAUGAACCUCUCAACCUUGACCUUUUCCCCUCUCGUUCUCUGUUGCUCGCUCGCGCUCUCUUUCUAUCUCCCCUCUCUCUCCCCCUCUGUUUCAAAUCAAAGUUUAUUUGUCUAUUUCUUCCUCGCUCUCUCUUUCUACCAUCUCCCACCUCUCUCCCCCUCUAUUUCUUCAUCUCUCUCUUUCUACCAUCUCCCUCCUCCUCCUCCCCCUCCCUCUCUCUCUCUCUCCUCACUCUCCUCACUCCCACUGAUCUUGCGGUCCAGUGUGGACUUCUGUCAUUCACUCACUUUUCUAUUUGUCCCUGUACGUGUGUCUUACUGACCUAAGGUUUGCUAGGGAAAUGGAGACCAAAUCCAGUUAUUCUAUUAGUGUCUUAUCACACAUGUCUUUACGAGGUUAUAACCCACAAAUAGCUUUGCGAUGUUUUAAAUUUGAUUACAUUUGAACUGUUAGCUUUUGUUGGGAGUGGGGGUCAGUGUGUGUUAGUUCGACUGAAACCUGUCUCGUCUCAGAAUGUUGAAGUAUAAUCUGUGUCUGUUCUCUGUCAGGGAAGGUCUCAGAGGGCUGUCUUCGUCUGUCAUUGUGAACGUUAAAUGACUGAACAACUUUAUUCUUAAGGAAAAAUAGAAGGAAACUGCAUGCCGGCCCUACUUGUACAAAACUGUAUUGAAGGCAUACAUAGUAUUACAGUUGAGUGCAUGCUGGAUUUGAACUGAAUAUUUAUACCAGUCUACUGUUAUCUAUAAACAACUUAUGCAAUGCGCUUCUUCAAUAUAAUUAUCCAACAUAUCUAGCUCUUAGGAGGCUUUUAAAUUAAUGUUAAACUUAAAUACAAGAUAUAGCACAAAACAUCACCAUACUUAUACCACAGGGUGAUAUGCUGCAUUCUUUUGAGUAGCAAUGGCUACAGUGGGCCUACCUGCCAACUCUGCUUCUUGCACUGCUAUAUUGAGUAAGACACAUAUACAACCUUUUCCAAUCGACACAGGUUCAAAAACCUAGCCAGCCAUGAACUGUAUGUCUGUAGUCAAACAUAAGGAACAUCCAUAUGGACUUUCACUUGAACCUAAAGAAGUGCUCCUCUUGAAAGGAUCUGGGAAUCAAGGAUAGGAGAUGGAUAGUGUUGGGGGAUGAAGGUCAGAGUUAGCCCGGUUGCCAGUCUUUAUAGCUAACAGUACCCUCCUUGACACGGAGUAGCCUUCAAGGAGUGGAAUGUUAGCUAAGCAGACACUGGCAACAGGCUAGGUCGGAAUAUUAUAAUGUACCGUAGCAGAUUUAGGGUUGCAAAAGUUCAGUAACUUACAAAAUUCCCAGGUUUUCCAAAAAUCCUUGGAGGAUUCUGGAUUUCUUGCUUAUUCCUUACUGAUUCCGGCAAUCUACCAACUGGGAUUUCUGCAAAAUCUGGGAAUAUUUGGAAAGUUACUAGAAUUUUGCAACCCCUAAUUAGAUUCCUCUGCAGUGUGUUAUGGGCAGGAGUAGCUUUACUAAGUGCUCUGCUAAAUGUAUUCAAAAUGGAAUUAGCGUAGAUUGGAAUAGUGUGUUAUGCAAAUUAGUAUCUGCUUUACAAAAAUGAAAGGCUUUUAAACACACAUGCCGGCAGGAAUGAAGAUUCAAAGCUUUUGUAAAACAUUAAAAUAUUAUACUCUAUUUUGUUACUAUAUUUUGAAAUGAACAAAAUGCUUAAUGUUUCAACACAGAGCUUUUAUUUAACCAAUAUUUUUGUAUUGUACUCAAACUGGAAAUAAAUAUGCAAUGUGUAUACCUGACAGAA
Messenger RNA from Salvelinus fontinalis (brook trout), 8937 nucleotides. RefSeq names its product nesprin-3-like. Gene Ontology annotation, biological process: nuclear migration; microtubule cytoskeleton organization. The transcript is spliced from 19 exons. Gene Ontology annotation, molecular function: calmodulin binding; microtubule binding; actin filament binding. NCBI's taxonomy places the organism in Eukaryota, Metazoa, Chordata, Actinopteri, Salmoniformes, Salmonidae. The record is from RefSeq and is a predicted model, not a curated record. Gene Ontology annotation, cellular component: cytoplasm; meiotic nuclear membrane microtubule tethering complex; microtubule. The coding region runs from base 236 to 5137 and encodes 1633 amino acids.